Molecule: messenger RNA, 822 nt
Organism: Zophobas morio
Lineage: Eukaryota; Metazoa; Arthropoda; Insecta; Coleoptera; Tenebrionidae
Product: myocardial zonula adherens protein-like
Exons: 2
Coding region: 1-822 (273 amino acids)
Source: RefSeq, a predicted model, not a curated record
AUGAGUAGUAAAGGGACAGAAAGGAAGAAAAGGGAUAGAGAAGUAGAGUCGCCGAAAGAGAACGAGCAGGUCUUCCAAAGAAGCAAAAUAACAGUAAGAUCACCUCUGCAACCGAGAGAGAAGGAAAAUCAAGAAGAUAUAGAGAUGGAGGAGGUCAAGAAGAUGAUCAGCGAACUUGCGACACAAAUCAGAGAUGAUAUGAGAGAAAGUAAUAAACAAUUAUUGAAUGAAUGGAAUACACAGCUUAAAGAGGAGCUUAAAACAAUAAGAGAAGAAUUAAAGCAAACAAGAGAUCAACUACAGGAGCAAAAUCAAGAAAUUAGAGAUAAGCAUGAAGAAUGGAAGAUAGCUAAGGAAGAAAUGGGAAAGAGAGUGGGUGAAGUGGAAAGUCAACUAGAUCGAAUGGAGAGAGAAAAGAGAAGAAAUAAAGUGGUGAUGAUGGGAUUGGAAAUAGAAACAGGAGAGCAGAAUCAGAUAAUUGGAAAAGUGACAAAAUUUUUAGAAGAGAAGGUCAAAGUAAAGAGUAAAGUUAAAAGCGCGUACAAAAUUGCAGAGAAAGUUUAUGUAGUGGAAUUCGAAAACAGAGAAGAAAAAAUAAAUAGAAGGAAGAAAACGAGGAAAAAGGGAAGCAAACAAGGCAAAGGAAAAGGAAAAGGAAAAGGAAUAAAUGAUGUAGAUAGGGAAAUCGGAAAAAGGGAAGCUGGUACAAAAUUAGGAGAAAAAGGGGUGAAGGUACUGUUUUGGAAUGUCCAAGGGUUGCGAAAAAAGGAAAAGGAGUUCUGGGACUACGUGGGAAAAUUUGAUGUUGUGGGGCUAGUAUAG